CUCCAAUCCACCCACCUCGCCGCCCGUCGCCGUCGCCUCGUCGCCGCCACUCACCUCUCACCAACAAUCGCGACGACGAAAAGAAAAAAAAAAAAAGAAUCUCGUCUCACCCCCAAUGGCGCAGAUCAUCGACGGGAAGGCGGUCGCCGCCGACAUCCGCCGCGAGGUCGCCGCCGACGUCGCCGCCCUCUCCUCCGCCCACAACCUCGUGCCCGGGCUGGCGGUGGUGAUCGUGGGGAGCAGGAAGGACUCGCAGACGUACGUGCAGAUGAAGCGCAAGGCGUGCGCCGAGGUCGGCAUCCGCUCCGUCGACGUCGACCUCGCCGAGGACAUCUCCGAGGCGGCGCUCGUCGCCGAGGUCCACCGCCUCAACGCCGACCCAGCCGUCCAUGGCAUACUUGUCCAGCUUCCAUUGCCAAAGCAUAUUAAUGAGGAAAAGAUAUUGAACGAGAUCAGCUUAGAGAAAGAUGUUGAUGGGUUCCAUCCUCUGAAUAUUGGCAAGCUUGCAAUGAAAGGCAGAGACCCACUGUUCCUACCAUGCACGCCGAAGGGAUGCAUGGAGCUCCUAACACGGAGCGGAGUUACCAUCAAUGGGAAGCGAGCGGUCGUGGUUGGCCGCAGCAACAUUGUCGGGCUACCUGUAUCCCUGCUUCUUCUGAAGGCGGAUGCGACCGUAUCCAUUGUUCACUCCCGGACCCCAAACCCUGAAAGUAUUGUCCGUGAAGCAGACAUUGUCAUUGCAGCGGCUGGCCAGGCUAUGAUGAUCAAAGGAGACUGGAUCAAACCAGGCGCUGCUGUCAUCGACGUUGGGACGAACUCCAUCAGUGACCCAACCAGGAAAUCGGGGUACAGACUCGUCGGCGAUGUGGAUUUCGCAGAGGUGAGCAAGGUUGCUGGUCACCUGACUCCAGUCCCAGGUGGCGUUGGCCCCAUGACGGUGGCGAUGUUGCUGAAGAACACGGUGGAUGGAGCGAAACGUGGUAUAGUUCAGUAAAGUUUCCAUCUUGUAUGCUGUAACUGCAAGGAUGAUGUUGUAAUUGAGUGCAUUUCUGGACAAAUUCGUUCUCAUUUUUGUUGUGUGACGGUUAUUUCGAGAAUAAUAAGAAUAAGUUUGUCUGUCAUCAA
Molecule: messenger RNA, 1125 nt
Organism: Oryza sativa Japonica Group (Japanese rice)
Lineage: Eukaryota; Viridiplantae; Streptophyta; Magnoliopsida; Poales; Poaceae
Product: bifunctional protein FolD 2
Biological process (GO): tetrahydrofolate interconversion
Cellular component (GO): cytosol
Molecular function (GO): methylenetetrahydrofolate dehydrogenase (NADP+) activity; methenyltetrahydrofolate cyclohydrolase activity
Source: RefSeq, a predicted model, not a curated record